AUGACAGCAAUGUCUCCUAUCGCCAUUGGAGAAGCAAGCGCAUCGCCCUCAGCCGAGAGCCCAGACGGACACUCGACCACAAAGCGGAAGAACGAGGAGCGCCCGCCGCAGACCCGGACCAAACGCAACCGGUAUACCUCAAUCGCUUGCAACGAAUGUAAACGACGGAAGAUCAAGUGCAACGGCCAAACCCCAUGCGCACGAUGCGGCACUAUGCAGCUGGAGUGUCUUUACGCCCCUACUUGCUGCAACAGCAACUUCAGGGAUUCAGAGGACUUCAAAAGUAUGAGCGCACACAUAGCCUCUCUACAAGAACAAGUGGACGCUCUUUAUGCCGGCCUUACUUCUCUACGCCAACAAGUUGAUACCGCAAUCCCACCGGUUGGCGACCCAUCAUUCUCGGGACCGAGCAACCCUUACCCCAUGGCUAUUCCUCAGAACCCGGUCAUACCGACAUCCCCAGCCCCCGAUCGGAGGCAGUCGCACCGCCUGCCCAGGUUUCAGGGCCCAACGAGCUCGGCCUUCAAUCUCGGCGUAGCAAAGUCCAGCCUGCAGACAAUGGGCAUCACAAGCCCGGGGGAAGACGUGGAGGAAGCUCUGGCGACUCAAGACGCGACGCCAGCUGCCAGCCCGCCCCUGUCGAGCACUUUACGCCUCGAUCCGAGCUUGCACGCUGACAAGGAUCCUCUGUGGUCGUUGACGAGAGAGGAGACCGCACGGCUCUGUCAUGUCUGGGACGACGAGAUGGGCCAUAUGUACCCGAUAGUGGAUAUCAACGAGAUUAUUCGGCAUGCACAGCGGCUCUAUACUUUCAUGGAAGCAGCGAGGAGGACUGGACUCAUCCAGGCGGCUAUGCCGGGUGCAGAUGCCAUCGGGGAUGAACAGACUAGCAUGCUGAGGCUGAUAUUGGCCAUUGCGCUAACCGUGGAAGGAUCCGGUAAAAGCGAGUUGGGCAAGAGACUGUGUGAGACUGACACGCGUACGCAGCUGCUUGCGCCAGUGGACCUGGAUGGAAUCAGGAUGCUGGUGCUCACUGCCAUGUACCACUUCCAUCGUGACGACGAGAGUAUGGCGUGGCGUGUUUUGGGUUUUGCGGCGCGAUUGUGUAUGGAACUUGGCCUGCACCGUCGGGAGACCUAUAGCACCAUGUUCACCGAUGAUGAGGAACGUCAGCACGCCAUCAGGCUCUUUUGGUCCAUCUACGUACUUGACCGUCGGUGGAGCUUUGGAACGGGCUUGCCAUUCGCGCUGCAAGACGCAGAUAUCGAUUUACUGCUGCCGAAACCGAAUGACGCUACUCCCUACCUGACAUCGAUGGUCGCCUACAGUCAAAUUGGCUCUAAGGUAUGGAAAUCUAUUGCUAAGGGAUCUUCCUUGCAUACGCAAAUCUCCGAGUCAGAGAUGGGCUUUCUCGACUACCAAGUCGUGCAAUGGCACCGCAACAUUCCCGACUCUCUUAAAUACACUGGCGGACAGUCGCUCGAGCCGACUGAUAAAGCUCUGCGCCGCCUAAGCAUACUACUGUACCUUCGCGCUAAUCAGAUGCGGAUCCUCAUCUACCGCCCGGUGCUGCACACGGCAGCAAGGAUUGUGGAGAGCCCGGGCUUCGCGCAAACAGUGGUGGACGUGGCCAAAGACACAGUACGCGUCCUAACGCACACAAAUCAAACCUCGGACAUAUACCGCACGCAGCAAGUGUGCUUCCACUACUUUUUGAUCUCUGCCCUGGCGGUGCUAUUCCUUGCCGUUUCACACGCACCAGCACAGUUCUCGGAUAUCUGCCGCGAUGAGUUCUACAUGGCGCUCGAGCUCGUGCGUGGUCUUUCCGCAGACAGCUACGUGAGCAAGAGGCUAUGGCGGAGUCUUCGGCAGCUCAAGGACGUGGGACCUAAGAUUGGACUGAAAGUAGGCAGCGGCAACCUUGAUGCUCACGACGCCCACUCGAACGCUGCAGUCGCUAUGGCGGGACUGGCAGGCCACCAGGUCGACGAGACGACUAUCUUCCACACGCAAACCAAUAACGGCGGUUAUUAUCAGCUGGGCAACAGCCCAAACGGCAUGGCGGACGAUCUCACGACGCUUUUUGAGGCUGCGGGAGGGUUCUCUGUUUCAAAUCCGUCGUAUUUGGUGCCGAACGGCUAUGCGGGCGACUGGAACAUGGCUACGGGGGCUGGCGCGGGAACAGAUAUCUGGCAAGGCUGGCUAGGAGGGGAGGACGGGCUGAGCGGCCUCAUGAGUAGUCUGUUCUAG
Messenger RNA from Coniosporium apollinis CBS 100218, 2250 nucleotides. RefSeq lists its product as uncharacterized. The record is from RefSeq and is a predicted model, not a curated record. Gene Ontology annotation, cellular component: nucleus. The coding region runs from base 1 to 2250 and encodes 749 amino acids. Gene Ontology annotation, biological process: DNA-templated transcription; positive regulation of transcription from RNA polymerase II promoter by galactose. Lineage: Eukaryota; Fungi; Ascomycota; Dothideomycetes. Gene Ontology annotation, molecular function: DNA-binding transcription factor activity, RNA polymerase II-specific; RNA polymerase II cis-regulatory region sequence-specific DNA binding; zinc ion binding. The transcript is spliced from 5 exons.